GUUUUUAAACGAAGAAGCAGCAUUUGAGUGGUGGUGGGCGCGUUUGGUAUCUCUGCAGUUGAAAUUUGUUAUUUAAUUCGACCAACAGCUGCCACAGCCAUCAUGAGUGAAUUCAGGAUCCACCAUGAUGUGAACGAGCUGCUCAGCCUCCUGCAGGUCCGAGGAGGGGAUGGGGCGGAGGGAUAUAUCGACCUGCUGCAGAAGCACAGGACUCCUUAUGUCACCACCACAGUCUCUGCUCACAGUGCCAAGGUGAAAUUAGCAGAGUUCUCAAAAACCCCUGAAGACUUUCUGAGGAAAUACGAGGAGCUGAAGUCCAAAAAUGUCCGUAAUCUUGACCCUCUGGUAUAUCUGCUCUCCAAACUUUGUGAGGAUAAAGAGACACUUCAGUCUUUACAGCAGAAUGCCAAAGAGAGGUCAGAGUCUUCAAACCCAACCACUGCGACCAGUUACUCUCUGCCUCAAACCAGCACAAAGAUGUCCAUGCAGGAGCUGGAUGAACUGCGGAAGAAGCUCGGCAACGUGACGGCCAGCUCCAACGCCCCUUUGCCUGCUGAAGUCACACGGAAGAUGCUGAGAGACAAACACAACAAGAAGAACCCCACACAGCCCAACCCCGUGUUUCCUAACUGGGUCUACGACCGUCCCGCUCUCAUCGGAGACUUCAUCACCAGCCCUGCUCCUGCAGAUCAAGCUGUCACCAUCGGCACGUUGCCCCUCCCCUCUCAGGAGCAGUUUGUGGUUGAGGAUCUGCUGUUCGUCCUGGUUGGGGUGGAUGGACGAGACAUCACCGCUCAGCCUGUCCUGGGGAGGCAGAACCGCUCUUUUAUAGUUGAUGCAUCGCUGGACAUGUCCAUCAAGGAGCUGGUUAACAGAAUAUUGCCAGUCGCAUCAUAUUACUCAACUAUAACACGGUUCAUUGAGGAGAAGUCGUCCUUUGAGUACGGCCAGGUGAACCACGCUCUGACGGCGGCGAUGAGGACCCUGAUGAAGGAGUACCUGAUCCUGGUCACUCAGCUGGAGCACCUCCAGCGGCAAGGGCUUCUGUCUCUGCAGAAACUCUGGUUCUACAUCCAACCCACCAUGAGGACCAUGGAGAUCCUGGCGUCUAUCGCUUCUUCUUUGGACAAAGGGGAAUGUAUGGGCGGAGCGACACUAAGCCUUCUUCAUGACCGGACCUUCAACUACACGGGCGAUAGCCAGGCUCAGGAGCUGUGCCUCUACCUCACUAAAGCAGCCAGCGUCCCGUACUUUGAAAUCCUGGAGAAGUGGAUCUACAGAGGAAUCAUCAAGGAUCCCUACAGCGAGUUUAUGGUGGAGGAGCACGAGCUGCAGAAGGAGAAAAUCCAGGAAGAUUACAACGACAAAUACUGGGAUCAGAGAUACACCAUCGUACAGCACCGGAUCCCCUCUUUUCUUCAGAAAAUGGCCGACAAAAUACUGAGCACAGGAAAGUACCUGAAUGUGGUGCGGGAGUGCGGCCGAGAUGUGACAUGUCCGGAUGCCAAGGAGGUGCUGUACACUCUGAAGGAACGGGCCUACGUGGAACAGAUAGAGAAAUCUUACAACUACGCCAGCAAGGUCCUGCUGGACUUCCUCAUGGAUGAGAAGGAGUUGGUUUUACGUCUCAGGUCAAUCAAGCACUACUUUUUAAUGGACAAAGGAGAUUUCUUUGUGCACUUCAUGGACCUGACAGAGGAGGAGCUAAAGAAACCGGUGGAUGAUAUUGUUCCUCCCCGACUUGAAGCACUGCUGGAGCUGGCUUUGAGGAUGAGCACAGCCAACACCGACCCCUUCAAAGAUGACCUGAAGAUCGACUUGAUGCCUCAUGAUGUGAUCACUCAGCUGCUGCGCGUGCUCGCCAUUGAGACCAAGCAGGAGAAGGCCAUCAUCAACGCGGAGCCCACCGAUGGGGCCCUUAGCGGGCUGGAGGCCUUUUCCUUCGACUACAUCGUCAAGUGGCCGCUGUCGCUCAUCAUCAACAGGAAAGCUCUGACCAGGUACCAGAUGCUUUUCAGACACAUGUUUUACUGCAAACAUGUGGAGCGGCUGCUGUGCAACGUCUGGAUCAGCAACAAAGACUUCAAGUUGUAUUCUUUGCCUUCUGCUAAAUGGUUUUCAGCUGCGUUCGCCCUGCGCCAGAGGAUGCUCAACUUUGUUCAGAACAUCCAGUACUACAUGAUGUUCGAGGUGAUGGAGCCGACCUGGCACGUCAUGGAGAACAACCUGAAAACCGCUUCGAACAUCGACGAUGUUCUGUGCCAUCACACCAGCUUCCUGGACAACUGUCUGAAGGACUGCAUGCUGACGAACCCCGAGCUGCUCAGGAUCUUCUCCAAGCUCAUGUCCGUCUGCGUCAUGUUCACUAACUGCAUACAGACAUUUACCCAGAGCAUGAGGUUGGAGCGCCUCUCCCACGAACAGGGAGCGGUUUACAGACCUGCAGCUGCAAACGAACAGCUGGAUGAGAGGGAGAAAAAGUUUUUAGCCGAGGACGGCCUUCAGUCAGACGCCAGCUUCGAAGCCACCAUCGGGAAGUUCGACAGUAACUUUAGCAUGAUGCUGCUGGACCUGCUGGACAAGCUGAGCAUCUACAGCACCAACGACUGCGAGCACAGCAUGAUCAGCAUCAUCUACAGGCUGGACUUUAACGGAUUCUACACAGAGCGGCUGGAGAGGAUGGCUGUGGAGCGCAGUCAAAAAGCUGCAGCGUAGCAUGUCUUCUGGGUUUGGAAAUAAAAUGUCAUUCUGCAGUAAAAGGACCUCUCCUCAUGGCUGUGCAUCACUCAAACCGCACCCUUUAACCGCGGUGCAGACAGCUGCAGCUUUUAACUGCUGAUACAUCCAUGUGCAUAUAUAUACAAUAUUGUAUGAAAUUUAGUUUUAAUGUGCAGAGUCCUAUUAAUGCUUCAGCUUUGAGAAAUGUAACUCAUUGUUGGUAACUUAUUGCACCUGUAUAGUGGAAUUGUGUAUUUGAAGUGAAAUAAAACUUGUGAGCAAAAUGCA
Xiphophorus maculatus (southern platyfish) is the source of this 3006-nucleotide messenger RNA. It is a transcript of the gene tubgcp2, whose product is annotated as tubulin gamma complex associated protein 2. Gene Ontology annotation, cellular component: spindle pole; equatorial microtubule organizing center; gamma-tubulin small complex. Gene Ontology annotation, molecular function: gamma-tubulin binding; microtubule minus-end binding. Gene Ontology annotation, biological process: meiotic cell cycle; mitotic cell cycle; microtubule nucleation. The coding region runs from base 103 to 2715 and encodes 870 amino acids. The record is from RefSeq and is a predicted model, not a curated record. NCBI's taxonomy places the organism in Eukaryota, Metazoa, Chordata, Actinopteri, Cyprinodontiformes, Poeciliidae. The transcript has 18 exons.